AAUGACUCAAAGACAGUGGCAUGACCAAGGCACAUCUCUGCGAAGAUGACAGUUCAGAAAAGCUGGAAACCUAUAGCACAGAGCAUAGUCUGCAGAGAGCUAAACAGACUGGGAAAUGUACUUUCCACCUGACUGUGGUCUAAAUCUCUCAUAGGCAGCUCAGCUUGUUUCCUCUUCUUACAUGUAGCUGGUCUGGUCUCAGUAUCUUCUUUGCAGCUCAGCUUGACUAAGAACUCUCAACUUUUUAUUCUUUUCUCUGGCAGGGAGGGUCUUAGUGAAUCUGGUUAGUUUCAGGGACUUCCUGAACCUAUUUUGAGUUAUUUACCUUCCUACUUAAGGUAUCUACUUUCUCUUUUCUUUUAUUUUUUCUCCUUUUCUUGUUUUGUUUUUUGUUUUAGAGACAUGGUUAUUUUGUGUAGUUUUGGCUGUCAUGGAACUAGCUUAAACUAACGGAAUCUGCCUAUCUCUGCUUCCUGAGUGCUAAGAUUAAGGUGUAUGUAUAGUAUUUUGUGUGUGUGUGUGCGCGCGCUCAAUGAUAGAAUUCCUGUCUGCCACAGGACCUGGGUUUGAGCCUCCACAUCCCCUCCCUUCUUUCUCUCUAACCUCACUCCAGGGCAUUCCUUAAGCAAAAAGUGUUGUUAGUUUACCAGAUGUGGAGGGCAGUAAGAAAAAUGUUUAAGCCUACUGCCUGAUUGUUUGAGCUUAGAAUGACAGAGAUGCAAAGAGCCCACACUGAUUUCAACUGUGAACGUUCUGGACAGGAGACCAGAAGGAAACAAUUUACUGAGGGACUGGGUAAGGAGAGAAGGUAGAUGAAAAGUCUGGAUGCCCUGAUUGUGAGACUGCAGAAGGAACGAAGGGAUUUGUGUUCGGAGGCUAUGGUAGAAAUCAAGAGAAGAAAUGGUGAUGGGGCCAGUGAGAUGGCCCAGCAUGUAAGGGUGCUUGGUACAAGCAUGGUGAGGACUGAAUUUGAUCCCUGAAACCAACGUGGCUGGUGUAGAGAACCCUCUCCAGCCAACAGUGCUCUGAUCUCCUGCACAUGUGCAUAUGCAUGCACACAUAUAAAUAAAUGGGAAAAAAAUCUUAAAAUGAAAAGGAAGUAUAGACCAGAGAGCUUGUUCGGUUCCUACGUUUGUGGGGCUUACAACUACCUGUAACUUCAGCUUCAUGGGCUCCGGGGCUAUUGUCCUCAGCAGGCAGCUGCCGUCACGUGCAUAAGCACAUAUACACUUAUGUACAUAAUUAAAAUAAUAUUUUUGAAAGAUAAAAUGAUGGACAGUAGGGCACUAUUGGAGGAAGAGAGAAACAACUGUUAAGAGAUCCUUGGUGACUAGAAGAAAACGCAGUGGCCAAGAACAGCCUCACUCCUGCUAUCUGACAGCUCCUGGGUGAAUGGCCCUUUUCGUGAAGGAAAGAAGGAGGAGCACAUUUUGAGGGGCAAUGUGGUGGCUGCUUAGAGACCGCCCAAAAGACGUCGGGUUGGGCACCGGGUGAGUCAGCACUAACUAGGUAAGAUGGAGUCAAUCCUGUCCUGAACCUGCUCCUGCGAGUUAGCCCCUCGCUAGAAGGAACCCUGGAAGCUAACGUGGAGACUGGGGCCUCAGCUUGGGCAGGAGCAGCCCAGAGAACCCGGAACCUUCAGCCGCCUCCGCCCACGUUCGCGGCGGGACAAGACGAGAGAACCCCUCCUCUGCUGCUAAGGGGCGGCCCGGAAGUGACGCUUUGUUGACAGCACACCCGCAGCCACAGGCUCUCCAAGCCUUCGGAACAGGAUCGGGGGGAGGGGCUGGGCCCGGAGCCAAGCAGCCGGCGGCCCGAGGGCAAGGGAACGGCCUCCGUCCGGGGCUCCGGUCGCAGCAUUCCCGCCCUGCCCCGCCCCGCCCCGCCGACCCGGACCCGGACCGGAUCCGACCUCCUGCGGCGCUUUGGCCGCCGAUUCCCCCGGGCCGCAGCCUCCGCUUGUAAGCCUGCGAAGCAUCCUGUCUCCCCGUUGAGGGCCGCCCCCUCCUAGGGUACGUCCUAAAUGCCGAGCCAAGAGACGUACCUGCAUCCUUUUCUUCACCCUGUCUCAGGGUCUAAGCAUUGUCGCUGCGACUCCUUGCAGAGGUCCACCACAGGCUAGUGGUGGGAUGGCGCUCGUCGCCUGCCACCCAGGUCUGAGGAUUUUGCCUUGAAAAUUGAGCUCUCUCUAGAAUGAGAACGACGCUCGCCCUUGCAAAAUGGGGGCUCAACGUAGGGCUUAGGAGGCCAGCCUCUGCCCCUCCUACCUGUUGGAUGAGUUUAGGUCUUCUCCCAACCCCCGAAGCCGUGCUACUUAAAAGCUUAGGGAUGGCUUGGCUCCUGGAUCAGCUCCCAAAAUGCGAUGCCAAGGCUGUGGCUCUGCCAAUGAUCUUGUGAUUAUUGGUAAUCCAUAGUUGCCCUUGUGGGCCGCUGCUGCCGUCUCCCAGCAUGGCGUCUGACACGCCCGAGUCCCUGAUGGCCCUCUGUACUGACUUCUGUCUCCGGAAUCUUGAUGGCACCCUGGGCUACCUCCUGGACAAAGAGACCCUGCGGCUGCAUCCAGACAUCUUCUUGCCCAGUGAAAUCUGUGACCAGCUGGUCAAUGAGUAUGUGGAGCUGGUCAGUGCUGCCUGCACUUUUGAGCCACACGAGACUUUCUUCAGCCUCUUCUCAGACCCCCGCAGUACUCGGCUCACUCGCAUCCACCUUCGUGAGGACCUGGUGCAGGACCAGGACCUGGAAGCCAUUCGCAAACAGGACCUGGUGGAGCUCUACCUGACCAACUGCGAGAAGCUGUCCGCCAAGAGCCUGCAGACACUGCGGAGCUUCCGACACAGUCUGGUGUCCUUGAGUCUCUCCGGCUGUGCCAACAUCUUCUAUGAGGAGGACAACCCAGGCGGCUGUGAGGAUGAGUGCCUGGUCAACCCCACCUGCCAGGUGCUGGUCAAGGACUUCACCUUCGAGGGCUUCAGCCGCCUGCGCUUCCUCAACCUGGGCCGCAUGAUUGACGGUAUCCCCGUAGAGUCACUGCUUCGGCCACUCAACUCCCUGGCCGCCUUGGACCUCUCAGGCAUCCAGACAAGUGAUGCCACUUUCCUAACACAGUGGAAGGACAGUCUGAUGUCCCUUGUGCUCUACAACAUGGACCUUUCAGAUGACCACAUCCGUGUCAUUGUCCAGCUGCACAAGCUGCGCCACCUGGACAUCUCCCGAGACCGCCUCUCCAGCUACUACAAGUUCAAGCUGACUCGGAAGGUGCUCAGCCUCCUAGUGCAGAAGCUGGGGAACCUAAUGUCACUGGACAUCUCUGGUCACAUGAUCCUAGAGAACUGCAGCAUCUCCAAGACAGAUGAGGAGGCAGGGCAGACCAGCACCGAGCCAUCCAAGAGCAGCAUCAUGCCCUUCCGGGCUCUGAAGAGGCCACUGCAGUUCCUUGGGCUCUUUGAGACCUCAUUGUGUCGUCUUACGCACAUUCCAGCCUACAAAGUGAGUGGUGACAAAAAUGAAGAGCAGGUGCUGAACGCCAUCGAGGCCUACACAGAGCACCGGCCCGAGAUCACAUCCAGGGCCAUCAACCUGCUGUUUGACAUUGCACGCAUUGAACGCUGCAACCAGCUUCUGCGGGCCCUGAAGCUGGUCAUCACAGCCCUCAAGUGUCACAAGUAUGACAAAAACAUUCAAGUGACCGGCAGUGCUGCCCUCUUCUACCUGACCAACUCCGAGUACCGCUCGGAGCAGAGCGUCAAGUUGCGGCGGCAGGUCAUCCAGGUGGUGCUGAAUGGCAUGGAGUCCUACCAGGAGGUGACGGUGCAGCGGAACUGCUGUCUGACCCUCUGCAACUUCAGCAUCCCCGAGGAACUGGAGUUCCAGUACCGCCGGGUGAACGAGCUGCUGCUGGGCAUCCUCAGCCCCACGCGUCAGGACGAGUCAAUCCAGCGGAUCGCUGUGCACUUGUGCAAUGCCCUGGUCUGCCAGGUGGACAAUGACCAUAAGGAGGCUGUAGGCAAGAUGGGCUUCGUCGUGACCAUGUUGAAGCUGAUCCAGAAGAAACUGCUGGACAAGACGUGUGACCAGGUCAUGGAGUUCUCCUGGAGUGCUCUGUGGAACAUCACAGAUGAGACACCUGACAACUGCGAGAUGUUCCUCAACUUCAAUGGCAUGAAGCUCUUUCUCGACUGCCUGAAGGAGUUCCCAGAGAAGCAGGAGCUACACCGUAACAUGCUAGGGCUCUUGGGGAAUGUGGCAGAGGUAAAGGAGCUGCGACCUCAGUUGAUGACCUCCCAGUUCAUCAGCGUCUUCAGCAACCUGCUGGAGAGCAAGGCCGACGGCAUUGAGGUUUCUUACAACGCCUGUGGUGUCCUCUCUCACAUCAUGUUUGAUGGGCCUGAGGCCUGGGGUGUCUGUGAACCUCAGAGGGCAGAGGUGGAGGAUCGUAUGUGGGCGGCCAUCCAGAGCUGGGAUAUCAACUCCCGAAGGAAUAUCAACUACAGGUCAGAGAUGGGAAGGUCCUUUGAGCCAAUCCUCCGCCUCCUUCCCCAGGGUAUUUCUCCAGUCAGCCAGCACUGGGCCACCUGGGCCCUGUACAACCUCGUGUCUGUCUACCCUGACAAGUACUGCCCCCUGCUGAUUAAAGAAGGUGGGAUGCCCCUGCUGAGAGACUUGAUCAAGAUGGCAACUGCCCGGCAGGAAACCAAGGAGAUGGCCCGCAAGGUGAUUGAGCACUGCAGUAACUUUAGAGAGGAGAACAUGGACACGUCCAGAUAGAGGCCACACAGCUCGGACCACAGGCCGGGAGGAAGCGCUGGAGGUCUAGUGGGCAGGUCCCUUUGCGGAGCCUCCUACAGGGUGAAGAAACAGCGAGGACUUGCACAGCCGACGCAUUUCCUUAAUGUUAGUGAGAUAUAUAUUAUAUAUAUAUAUAUAUAUAUAUAUAUAUAUAUUUUUUUUUUUUUUGGUUAGGAAGUGUGAAGUUUUGUGUGUAUGACUUCUCCCGAGUCUUUGCAGCUCCUUGCCACUCUUGGUCCGCCUCCAAGCUUUGGUUGCUGCCAUGUUCCCUCCUGCCCCAGCCAGGCUUGCCUCUAAUGCUGUGAGUGCCUGGCCCCUUCCCAGUGAGCUGACCCUGGCCUGGCUUCUGUCUGUUGUGGGAGGAGCUGGCCCUUAGCAGGCUACUCAACAUCCCUGAUCCCUGCCUGAGUGCCCUGCCCAGGUUCCCAGGUGAGUGAGGCUGGCAAGCUUUAGGAUUAAGUCCAGCCCUACUGGGUUUCCCAGAAGCCUUGGUGCUCCAGGCUGUGAGCCAUCUGGGGCCAAAAGAGUAAGCUGUUCCCAGGCCUUAGGCCAAGCAGAUCCUGUCCAGAGGACCCUGGAGAAGCAGGGCUCUGUUGGCCCACUGCUCUCUGGCCAGGCCUGUCUGUGGCCAUGCUGCUAUGGAGGAAGGCUGCCUCAAGUCUCCCUCAGGCCCCUAGGUUUUUGAAGGCUGCAGCCCAGAGAGGGUCAGAACUCAGGGGCAAUUACACUGCCCCUUCUGCCAAACAUGCCCCAAACCGCCUCAGCUCUGGCAGCUGGCACCUUCCGGGACCAGGGUCUUUCCUUGUUCUGUAGCCCUUAUCUGCCCACAGCACCCCAGUGCCCAGGUACUCCCACCAGCAGCAGAGCUGAGCCCACCCGCUGUCCAGAAGAUACUACAGCUCCCUCCAAGGCAGGAGGUCCCCACUCCAGCCUCACAGUGGCAGCAGGAAGCCACCUCCAGACCAGCACUUGGACAGUCCUCUGUCCCUCCAGCCCAGUCAGGUUGUCCCUGAGAAGCUGCUGCGCUGUGUGACAGGCAGUAACAGCAAGCUCUCUGGAUAUCUCCUGCACCCUGUCCUUGUAUCUCAGCAUUGCUUUUCAUUGUUGUAGCUACUGAGGAGACCCAUGCACAUAAGCAGGCUUUAGGGAGCAAAGCUGGCCCUGGAAGCAGCCUCUGGUGUGGCUUUUUCUGCCCUCUUUCUUCUCUGUGCCCGUUUUUCCGGGCUUGCCUGCCUACAGUCAGAAGGGGCCUGGCUGCUCCCAGAACUCAGGGAGAGGCGACUGAUCUUCCCAGAGGAAACUCUCCCUGCCAGGUUGCUUCGCCCAUGCAGCACUUGGGCAGCCUCAGCCCAUCCUUUCCAUCCCACGUCCUCUGGCCCUGCAGGCCCUGAGCAGAACUCGCAUCCCAUUGCUUUCCUACCUGGGUCUGGGGAAAUGUCUGUACUUCAGGAUGUCACAGAAAUACAUUUUGUGCAAAGUGCA
Messenger RNA from Mus musculus (house mouse), 6267 nucleotides. RefSeq names its product zyg-11 related, cell cycle regulator (gene Zer1). The transcript is spliced from 16 exons. The coding region runs from base 2449 to 4764 and encodes 771 amino acids. Gene Ontology annotation, biological process: protein catabolic process; positive regulation of proteasomal ubiquitin-dependent protein catabolic process; protein quality control for misfolded or incompletely synthesized proteins. Gene Ontology annotation, cellular component: Cul2-RING ubiquitin ligase complex. NCBI's taxonomy places the organism in Eukaryota, Metazoa, Chordata, Mammalia, Rodentia, Muridae. The record is from RefSeq and is a predicted model, not a curated record.